Molecule: messenger RNA, 3208 nt
Organism: Megalops cyprinoides (Indo-Pacific tarpon)
Lineage: Eukaryota; Metazoa; Chordata; Actinopteri; Elopiformes; Megalopidae
Exons: 11
Coding region: 357-1493 (378 amino acids)
Biological process (GO): positive regulation of GTPase activity
Cellular component (GO): plasma membrane; intracellular membrane-bounded organelle
Molecular function (GO): phosphatidylinositol bisphosphate binding; GTPase activator activity
Source: RefSeq, a predicted model, not a curated record
GGUAGGCAGAGUAGGCGGUGGUUCUAACUGUCUGGUUACCUGUUACCGUUUUUUAUGCGACUGUCCUCCUGGACGUGAACGUGUACAGUUAAAUCGAAGCGGGUUUUUCUACGAUAACCUUGUAAGCGAACUUCUGGGACGUCGGGGUAAUAUCGAACAUUAAGUGCGGUAAUCCACAGGAACGCAUCCAAACAUAACUCGUUGAAAUUUGUCUACCUGUGAGGACUUGCUGGGAGACCAUUUCUGUUUCAAGCGCGACCGGAGGAAGCCGGGAAAAACCAAAGAAGACUGCGAGGCAUUUCAUUUUUUCAGUUUAAUGUGCUUCUUUAGGAUAACGGACUAAUCAAGUGACAGAAAUGAGCGGGGGGAACGAAAGGGCAGCCCGUGCUUUGAAAGAAAUUCUUCAAAGGCCAGGUAACCACGCCUGCGCAGACUGCGGAGCAGCUGACCCAGAGUGGGGCUCCUGUUCCCUGGGAGUGUUCAUCUGCUUGGCCUGCUCAGGGAUUCACCGAAACCUACCGGACAUCGGCAAGGUCAAGUCCCUCCGCCUGUCGCGAUGGGAAGAUUCGGAGGUGCAGUUCAUGGCAGAACAUGGGAACGAAGCAAUGAAAGCCAAGUAUGAGGCUGUAGUUCCGGUCUACUACUACAAGCCCACACACAAGGACUGCCAGGUUCUGAAAGAGCAGUGGAUCAGGGCUAAAUAUGAGAGGAAGGAGUUCAUGGAGUCUGGGAGGAAGCUGACCUACGAGGAGGGGACCAGGGACGGCAUGCUGAUGAAGAGGGGACGGGACAACGGUCAGUUCCUCAGCAGGCGGUUCGUGCUCAUGGAGAGGGAGGGCACGCUGAAAUACUUCACCAAGUACGACGCCAAGGAGCCCAAAGCGGUAAUCAAAGUGGACUCCAUCAAUGCCAGUUUCCAGCCAGAGAAGAUCGGGAACCCCAACGGGCUGCAGAUCACCUAUCUGAAGGACUACAGCACCCGCAACAUCUUCUUGUACCACGAGAACGGCAAGGAGAUUGUGGACUGGUUCAACUCCAUCAGAGCCGUUCAGUUCCAUUACCUGAAGGUGGCCUUCCCAGGAGCAACUGACGCAGAGCUGAAGCCCAAACUGACCAGGAACUUCCUGAAGGAGGGUUACAUGGAGAAGACGGGACCGAGGCAAACAGAGGGCUUUAAGAAGCGCUGGUUCACUCUGGAUCACAGGCGGCUGAUGUACUUCAAAGAUCCGCUGGAUGCCUUUGCCAAGGGGGAGGUGUUCCUGGGCCACAGGGACCUGGGGUAUAGCGCCAGCCCCGGCCUUCCUGCAGGCACCCACUGCAACGGAGCCUGGCAGUACGGCAUCACCAUAGUGACGCCAGACCGCAGCUUCCUGUUUACCUGCGAGACUGAGAGCGAGCAGCAGGAUUGGCUGAACCACUUCAACGCCGUCAUCGGGACCACGAUGACACCGCAGGAGUACUCCAUGGAGGCUCUGUUCAAGCACAAACACUGAUGGACAUGAACACUGCCGUCCCUUUGUGGUCCCCCAUCACUUGUCGACUCUUCAGUGACCAGGUGGACUUCUUCACUGUUUUAACCCUCAGCUGGCUCACACCGGUUCAUCGGUGCGCCAACCACGGAGGCCUCUGCUGCAUCAUGGGAAAUAAGACUGGAACCGGUGAGGCCCUGGGCAGCUGAGAGAUGUGUUCCGCAUAACUACCUACAAACAAAUACAUCUCCCAGCAUCCCACCAGAGGUGCCUUUAACUAAACGAAUGCUUGUGACCAUUCACUGAACUGUUCGGACUAUUUUAUGGUACCCUCCUCUGUUAGUGGCAUGUGUGCUCUGAAUGUUUGCUGACAGAGGGGAACCGCUCAAAAAGGAAUCGUAUUCCAAACACCUCCAGUACCAUCACAGACUUGGGCAAGAUUCUUAUGUUGCAACUCAUGUGAAACUCGAUGGAGUCAUUUCAAGGCAGUGUAGAUCCCCCUGACUGUUCAUCUAGAUAAAGGCACCUUUGGCUCAAACAUCCUGAUGUAUUGAUCGUCAUAGUAUCACCCCUCAGUCAAACAGGGCUGAUAGAGAGAAGGGGGUGGAGAAUCACCUGUAUUAUCACCUGUAUUUAUGAAACUGAAGGGAAGCCCAGACCACAGACCUGACUGAACUGUAACCCACUUUGGUACACUUUCGUUAUGAUGAGUUAAAGCUGGCUAGUAGCGGAUCAUAAUUUUGUUUUGCUGUGGACCUCUGUUUGAAGACGGAAACAUGACCACAAACAGAAUCACUCUAAAUCUGUUGAUGAUACCGCCCUUCAGAGUAUCUGCACACUAAGAUAAUUUUUAUUGCUUUUAUUUCAGCAUGUUUGCCAGGCUGAUUCAGCAUAUGAUGGUUUCCAUGCCAACCCUUGAAUUUCAUAUUUGAUUCUGUAUAAUGAAAGAUUAUACUGCUGACUUUCAUUUGAAAAAGCAAGCAGUUCUUCAGAACAAAGCAUGGCAAUGCAUUAGGGGUUUAUGAAAUUGUUUUAAUCUAAUAUUCAAUUUUAAUAACCUCAAUUUUAAUAAGUUAUUACACAUACGGCCUCACCUUUUCUGAAGAUCGCACAUUGAGGUCAUGAAUGCAUACAUUACAAAAAUGAAGAGUUGAUGAAAUAGAAGAAAAUUAAUGACUUUUCUACGUCUGUCGAAUCCCAAUUAAGAUGCAUCAUUACCAGUUCAUUACUGAAGUAAAGUUUUUUAGAGCACAUAAAGAUUUCAAAGACUUCUCUGGAAAGACUGACACCUGCUGGCAGUCUAUUACAGUUAUUCCCUACUCCCAGCUAUAUGCAGUAGUAUAUCUGAUACAUUAGAUAAUCCCUUGGAGAAGAGCCUCUGCCAAAUGAAUAAAUAAUGUUAAAACUAAUAAAUCAAUAAUAAUAAAAACAGUGACUUUUAAUAUAGCCCUGCCAUGUGUAAUGAGGUGGCAGAAAGUACUGGUAGUUAUUAAUAUUGGAUGUUUGAUUAAGAUGGUUACGUAAGCCCUUGAAUAUUUCAUUGUGAAACCAGGGCGCCCCCUAGUGGUAUUUUUUUCAGAUCUUGGUAUGACAGCUGGGUCAUAUCAUUUGCCUUACUUCAGUAUAUUAUUGCACAAAUUAUUUCAAUUACUCCAAUUUAAUUAUUAACUUUACAGAAAUGUCCUAUACUUUUCAGUAGGAUCUUCAGUAUUUAAACUGGAUGUUUUAAAAGGGUAGAA